ACACCUGAACGAGUUUUGAAUUCCCCGCUGCUGCCUAGUACGAAACAGAUAAUGCAUUUCAUGGACGACUGAACACGUAUUACAACAAGAAUAACAGGUAAUGCACAGUGUGUCGUGAAUCUAAGUAGAGUGCAUUUUCGACCAAAAACCAUGUCAGAAGGAGGAAGGAGAAUAGCCAUUGGAAUCGAUGAAAGCGAUUUUGCAGAGCAAGCUUUUAAUUAUUAUGCUGAUAACAUGAAAAAAGACGAUGAUUACGUCAUCUUGAUCCAUACUCCGGAGAGAUACAAUGUUAUGGACGCUAAUCUGGGCACACCAGUAAAACGUGCAACAGUUCUUCAGGAAAUACUUGAAGAAGUUAGAGUCAAAGUACGGAAACUGGAAGAAAAAUACAAGAAGAAGAUGGAAGAAAAGGGACUAAAAGCAGGAAAAUUCGUCACAAGACGUGGUGAUCCAGGUGAGGCCAUAGUUCAUGUUGCAGAAAAAGAAAGUUGUGACCUAAUUAUUACCGGAAGUAGAGGAAUGGGCAUGAUCAGAAGGACGAUUCUCGGCAGCGUCAGUGACUAUGUUCUUCACCACGCUCACUGCCCUGUUCUUAUUUGCAAACACGAAGGGUAUAAGAAAUAAAAUCGAAAAUAUUCUGUCCUUAUUUGCAAACACGAAGGAUAUAAGAAAUAAAAAAGCAUCUAAAUAUCCUUUUCUCAAAGCAAAAUAUAUUUUUGUAUGCUACCUGUUUUUAUAUUCCACCCUUGUUACAUGUACAUGUACCUGCUUUGUGAAAUUAUUUGAAAUUUUACAAUUAUUCCUCUAGCUGUAAAGAGGACAUGGUGGUCAUCAAAUUAAAUUUCAGAUCAUCUUAAAUUUUUAAAUAUAUUUUUUUCAACCAAAAAAUAUCAUUUAGUAAAGAGAAAAAAUUAAAUUGUUUACAUAAAAAAAUCUAUCUUAACAUAUUGCUAUUUUUUUUCAUACACGGCUCUUCUUUUUUGGAGAUUGUUACAGUUAAAAAAUGGCCACAACCAUCCAGCCCCCUUAUGCUAGAAUAUAAGAUAUCUUUUUUACUACAUUAUUUGUAUAUAUACAUAUUCAGAUUACUUUUA
This is a messenger RNA of Magallana angulata, 1094 nucleotides long. Its product is annotated as universal stress protein YxiE-like. The transcript has 5 exons. The record is from RefSeq and is a predicted model, not a curated record. Bases 151 to 624 code for a protein of 157 amino acids. Lineage: Eukaryota; Metazoa; Mollusca; Bivalvia; Ostreida; Ostreidae.